GAAUUGUGGAGAGGACAGGGGAGAGAGCACUUCCCCUUUUCGUGAGGCCGUUGAUGUAGAAACCCCAUGACAGGGCCCCCCGGCCAGCACAUCCUGUCCCCUUGUGUCUGCUGUAGGCUCUAUCCUUCCUCCCAUUGGCUCCAGGACGGCACAGGCUCGUGGCCUGGGCCAUGUCUCCCCAUCGCACCAGCCUCCUGGGCCUCGUGCUCUGUCUGAGCCAGAUGACCCACGUGCAGGAUGGGGCCCUGCCUACACCCUCCAUCUCUGCUGAGCCAGGCCCUGUGAUCCCUCGAGGGCAGCCUGUGACCAUCGUGUGUCGGGGCCCUGAUGGGGCUAAGUCAUUCCGCCUGGAGAAGGAGGAUAGACGCUCCUACAGGGAUCAGCACACAGUGUCCCAACUUGAUCCACAUGGGACAGAGGCCAGAUUCCCCAUCACUGCAGUGAGUGACGACUCUGCUGGGCGUUAUCGCUGCCUCUAUCAUGGAAAGUUCAGCUGGUCUAAGCACAGUAACAUUCUGGAGCUGGAGGUGACAGAGGAGGACGUCUCCACUCUGCCCUCAGGCCUGUCGACAGAAUAUAUUUAUAUUCUCAUUGGGGUCUCUGUGGCCUUUCUCAUUUGUCUCUUCCUCCUGGUCAUCUUCUUCCUCCAUCGUCAGCAUCAGAAAAAACUUGGGCUCCCCAGCAGCAGAGGCAAGGAGCAGAGGCCCCAAGAGAGGCUCAGCCCAGAUGCUGACAUCCUAGAGAGGACACCAGAUCUGGCCACAGUCGAUAGUCUUGCUGAGAAGGACAGGAAAAUGCACAACUCAACCUCUGCUGCAGGAGGCCUGCAGGAGGUGACAUAUGCGCAGCUGGACCACCGGAUGCUCACACAGAGAGCGGCCCAAGCCAUGACCCCACAGUCCACGGAGCCCACGGCUGAGUCCAGCACAUAUGCAACCCUUGCCAGACACUGACCCCAGGCCCACCUGGCCUCUGCACCUAAAGACACAGCAAGUCACUCUUGCAAAAGCCUGAAGUGGCCAUUUGGAGGGCUACCCUGUGGAAUCAUCCUUUUCUGGAAAGUCAUCCAGUCAAUUCUCCUGGAGGCAAGAGCUGGAGUCUGGAGACCCCUAAUCAACAUCUAGGAGAUUCAUUAACCAUGUGGUACCCCCUUUAAUCAACUAGCUUAUUGGAGAGAACAUGCAGCACUUGUUUCCAGAGACACAGCUACAGUCGCUAGGCUUUUUCCAGAGACACAGCUAUAGUCCUACAGUCGCCCAAUGAUUCCAGACGUGUCUUAUGAAUCCCCAACUGCCCCUAGAGACUCUGUUUUAAUUGUCUGCUCAACUGACUCUAAAGACUUCCUAGAGUUCAGAUGCUCAUCUUGAACCUAGGCUGUACUUAUGAAGCUGAUAGCUGAGACCCUGUUUUAUGGAUUGUGCUCCACUUUGCUCAUCAAUAAAUGUUUUCACAGGCCCAGCUACAGCAGCCCAGUGUGAGGAGCUGGGGUACACAGGUAGCUUGGUCCCAGUCUCUGCUUCCACAGUAGCUCAAAACUUAGUGAGGGAAACAAGACAGCAAGGAAGGCAGCAGUGUCUUCUGAUCUGAGGGUCUCGGGGAUGAAUGGGGAGAUGUCUGAGGGGAUGUGUGGCCAGGUGAAGGCUGUCUUGACAUGAGUACAGCCAUGUUUGGCCGUUUCAUUGACCUACAGCCACAAGAACACAAAGAAAUAUAAAGCUGCUUUCUGUGUGGUGGGAACUGGCCCUUCUCCCACGGAGAUAGUUGCAAUUUGUAACAUUACAAGGCUCUUUGGGCGUUGUAACUCAGAACGGACUGGCCAUCUGUGCCAGGCUAUGACAAUAACCAGGGAGCACAAUGCACGUACACAACUGCUGGGCUGGGAUGAUAGCCAGGGGGCUCAGUGCACGUACUCAACUGAUAACCAUUUGUGCGUGGGAACACUAAAUGCUUGCUCUGCAAACUCUGUAACUGCUUACUCUGGAAAUUACUGAUGCUAUAUAAACUGCUGGAAACUGAGGCCUGGUGAGAGUCUCACCUGUGGAGGGGACGCCUUGCCCAGGACCUCUGGUGGUCGGAUUCUUGCCUAGCCACGUCAAUUGAAGGGACUCUCCCCGGCAGUGGGGCAUGGAUGUUGUGAGUAACCAAUCUGAUGUGUUUUCUUUUCGGUCAACCUGGUGUUUCUCUUUCCGGUUGAUUUGUGUCAUUUCCCUUCAAUCGAUUUGGUGUUUCCCUUUCCGAUUGAUCUGAUGUUUUCCCCUCUUAUUAUAUGACCUAUUCAAAUCUGCUGCUAUCUCAGUCGAUUUGGUGUUUCCCUUUCUGAUCGAUCUGAUGUUUUUCCCUCUUAUUAUUUGACCUAUUUGGAUCUGUUUGCAGACUAUCACCUUUACUCUCCUCUUAUG
Messenger RNA from Diceros bicornis minor, 2399 nucleotides. RefSeq names its product leukocyte associated immunoglobulin like receptor 1 (gene LAIR1). Bases 171 to 953 code for a protein of 260 amino acids. Lineage: Eukaryota; Metazoa; Chordata; Mammalia; Perissodactyla; Rhinocerotidae. The record is from RefSeq and is a predicted model, not a curated record. The transcript has 8 exons.